This is a messenger RNA of Theobroma umbraticum, 2491 nucleotides long. RefSeq names its product zeaxanthin epoxidase (ZEP) (ABA1) (gene ABA1). Gene Ontology annotation, biological process: abscisic acid biosynthetic process. Gene Ontology annotation, molecular function: FAD binding; zeaxanthin epoxidase activity; protein binding. Gene Ontology annotation, cellular component: chloroplast; membrane. The record is from RefSeq and is a predicted model, not a curated record. Lineage: Eukaryota; Viridiplantae; Streptophyta; Magnoliopsida; Malvales; Malvaceae.
GAAGAUAAGAACAUGUGUCAAAGAUAUUCUUCCCGAGGUAGUGCCGUGGGACAUUGAGAGACUGCCACAUGGCCUUGGGAUCUCCAUUGUUGGUGCAGCACAAUCCUUUACUUCACAUUCAAAGAUGACUGGCAAUUGCGAUUGGCUUAUAAUAUCUGCUACUUCCCUCUCUUUCCCUCUCUGUCAACUUGGGAAAUAUGUUCAAUUUGCUUUCUCUCUGAGUCUACCUGAAGCCUUCGUUUACAUUCCUAAAAGCUACUGUUACCAGAACUUUUCUUCUGACAUAAGGAAAACCAAAGUUCUUGUUUUUGGUUGUUUAAAUCAAGAACCGAAGCUUGAAAGUUGAAGGUUUUUUUUUUUUUGGCAAAACAAUGGCUGCAACUUCGUUUCAAAAACCUUCAGCAACAUUUUUCACAGGAACCCAGUUUCCUGUGUCCAUCUCUAAGUAUAUUCCAACAGAGUCCUUGCCUUGUAUUCAUUGUAAAUGCCAUUUUAGAAGCAAAACAAGUAACCCAAAGAAGAGAGUUUUACAAGUCAAAGCCACAGUGGCAGGAACCCAAAGUGCUUCAAAGUCAAGUGAGAAGAAUGAAUUUGAUGGGAACCAAUUGGAGAAGAAGAAGCUGAGGGUAUUGGUUGCUGGGGGUGGUAUUGGAGGAUUGGUUUUUGCAUUGGCUGCAAAAAAGAAAGGGUUUGAUGUAGUGGUGUUUGAGAAGGAUAUGAGUGCUAUAAGAGGUGAGGGGCAAUACAGGGGUCCAAUUCAGAUACAAAGCAAUGCAUUGGCUGCUUUAGAGGCUAUUGAUAUGGAAGUUGCUGAGAAAGUAAUGGAGGCCGGUUGCAUCACUGGAGAUAGAAUUAAUGGAUUGGUUGACGGGGUUUCCGGUUCUUGGUACAUCAAGUUUGAUACAUUCACCCCUGCAGCGGAAAGAGGGCUUCCAGUCACAAGAGUUAUUAGUAGGAUGACUUUACAAGAAAUCCUGGUUCGUGCAGUUGGGGAAGACAUAAUUUUUAAUGAGAGCAAUGUUGUUGAUUUUGAGGAUGAUGGACGUAAGGUGAGGAACAACUUAUUUGGGCCAAAGGAAGCUGUAUACUCAGGAUACACUUGCUAUACCGGUAUUGCAGAUUUUGUGCCUGCUGAUAUUGAGUCCGUUGGGUACCGUGUAUUUUUGGGACACAAGCAGUACUUCGUUUCCUCGGAUGUUGGUGCUGGAAAGAUGCAGUGGUAUGCAUUUCACCAGGAACCAGCUGGUGGAGUGGAUAGCCAUGGUAAAAAGGAGAGGCUACUUAAAAUAUUUGAGGGUUGGUGUGAUAAUGUGAUAGAUUUGUUGCUUGCUACUGCUGAAGAUGAUAUUCUUCGACGCGACAUAUAUGACCGAACACCCUCACUAACUUGGGGAAGGGGGCGCGUGACCUUGCUUGGGGAUUCUAUCCAUGCAAUGCAGCCAAAUAUGGGUCAAGGGGGAUGCAUGGCCAUUGAGGAUAGUUAUCAAUUAGCAUUGGAACUUGAUAAGGCAUGGAAACAAGGUGUUGAGUCAGGGACUGCUGUUGAUGUUGUUUCUUCUUUAAAGAGCUAUGAGGGAGCUAGAAGACUGAGAGUUGCCAUUAUCCAUGGAAUGGCAAGAAUGGCUGCAAUGAUGGCUUCAACUUACAAGGCUUAUUUAGGUGUAGGGCUAGGUCCAUUGUCGUUUUUGACAAAAUUUCGGAUACCGCACCCAGGAAGAGUUGGUGGCAGAUUUUUUAUUGACUUAGCAAUGCCCUUAAUGCUCAGUUGGGUCUUAGGUGGUAACAGCUCAAAACUUGAAGGAAGGUCCCUAAGUUGCAGACUCUCAGACAAGGCAAGUGACCAAUUGCGGACAUGGUUUGAAGACAAUGAUGCAUUGGAGCAGACUAUAAAUGGAGAGUGGUUUUUGUUCCCAGUUGGAAAUGAAGUAGUUGCCUCACAGCCUAUUCGUCUAAGUAGGGAUGAGAACAAACCUUUCAUGAUUGGGAGUGUAAAAAGUGAGAAUUUUCCAGGAGCGUCAGUGGCGGUGCCUUCACCCCAGGUAUCCAAAACGCAUGCUCAAAUCUGCUAUAAGGAUGGUGCAUUCUUCCUAAUUGAUUUGCAGAGUGAACAUGGGACCUAUAUAGACCAUGAAGGGAGAAGAUCUCGGGUACCACCAAAUGUUUCUACUCGUGUUCGUCCAUCAGAUGUCAUUCAGUUCGGUUCAGAUAAGAAGGCAGCUUUCCGGGUAAAGGUGAUGAGAUCACCUCCUAAGAUUGCUGAGAAGGAUGAGGGCGGGAUUCUUCAGGCAGUAUGAGAGGUCAUGAAGCUGCCAUUUUUUGAAUUUAUAGCACUGUACAGCAUUUAUUUACACUGGUGGAGUAAAUGAAAAUCUGCUACAUUUUGUAAAAAAGUAGGAGCUGAAUUCGGAUUAUUAUACAAGAAAUGUCAUAUACUUCUGCACAGCUUCGGGCGGAGCAUGGAUACGAAAUGUCAACUUCCAUUUCUUUUGAA